Messenger RNA from Mercenaria mercenaria, 8848 nucleotides. Its product is annotated as circadian locomoter output cycles protein kaput-like. Gene Ontology annotation, molecular function: DNA-binding transcription factor activity, RNA polymerase II-specific; protein dimerization activity; RNA polymerase II cis-regulatory region sequence-specific DNA binding. The record is from RefSeq and is a predicted model, not a curated record. Lineage: Eukaryota; Metazoa; Mollusca; Bivalvia; Venerida; Veneridae. The coding region runs from base 82 to 2271 and encodes 729 amino acids. The transcript has 15 exons. Gene Ontology annotation, biological process: circadian regulation of gene expression; regulation of transcription by RNA polymerase II. Gene Ontology annotation, cellular component: cytoplasm; CLOCK-BMAL transcription complex; nucleus.
AAAUAAUAAAUAUGGUUGACAGAAUUUUUUACCUGUGAAAAAUGUCAUUCUUUGUGAAAACUUCAAAAUUUAUGACAAUGCAUGACGGACCAGGCGGAUAAACAAUUUGAUAUGAACUACAGUAAACGUAUAGCGCUAUCCCGGUCCUCCGUUGUUACGGACAGUGACAGUGCUAUAGGUGAAGACUAUGAUGAUGAUGGAAGAAGUCACAAACGAGCUGGGGGUGGGAAGGAUAAGAUUAACCGAAACCUUAGUGAGAAGAAACGUCGAGAUCAGUUCAAUAUGUUGGUUAAUGAGCUCUGCACAAUGGUGUCUACAACAAACAAGAAGAUGGACAAAUCUACUGUACUUAAAUCUACAAUUGCCUUUCUUAAGGACCAUCAGGAGACAACAAAUCAGUCACAUGUCCAUGAAAUAAAGGAAGAUUGGAAACCAUCUUUUCUGACCAAUGAUGAAUUCAUGCAUUUAAUGCUCGAGGCAUGUGACAGCUUCCUGUUGGUGUUCACACAACAAGGAGUUAUCCUGUAUACAUCAGAGAGUAUCACCUCACUUCUGGGUCAUCUACCAUCGGACAUGGUAAAUAAAUCAAUUUAUGAUUUUGUUGGAAAGACAGAGUCGGCAAAUCUGCAUAAUAUCCUCUACAACUACAGGGUUGCUUCAGGAAAUGGUAUUCCCGAAUAUGAAAAAGAAGAGAAUCAGUUGUGUUUUGAGUGUAAUUUCUGCCGAGGUUCAAUAGAACCCAGAGAUCCACCACGGUAUGAACCUGUAAUUGUGAGAGGAAGUUCACGACACACCAAUUCCUUCGUAGGAGAUGAGGAUAUGUUACAGCCUAUUCAAAGUUCCAAUAAAGAGGUUUAUUUCUUGUGUACUGUGCGACUGAAGACGUCACAGCUGGUACGAGAGAUGUCCAUAGUAGACGACAACAAAGAAUUUACGUCAAGACAUAGUCUUGAGUGGAAGUUCUUAUUUCUUGACCACAGGGCCCCUCCAAUUAUUGGUUACCUGCCAUUUGAAGUUCUGGGAACGUCGGGUUACGACUACUACCAUCCAGACGAUCUUGAUGGAGUUACAGUCUCACAUGAACAGUUGAUGAAGACAGGAGAGGGGACAUCUUGCUACUACAGGUUCUUGACCAAGGGUCAGCAGUGGAUCUGGCUGAAGACACGUUUCUAUAUCACUUACCAUCAGUGGAAUUCUAAACCAGAGUUCAUCAACUGCACCAAUACUGUUGUCAGUUAUGCAGAUGUACGAGGUCAGAAGAGAAAAGACCUUGGAAUUGCAGAGGAAGACACAUCAAAUGUUGAAAUUGCGCCGGCACAGUCUAUAUUAAGUCAGUCUCCAGGAUCAGUAACAUCAGCUGGAAGAUCAGGUUCAAUAUGUUCUGUGUCAGAGAAGGAAGGCAGCGACAAUUUCCAGCCAACAUCAACAUCGCAGGUUCGGUCUCGGACAGUGUCGCAACAGUUACAGCAGUUCCUACACCGCCACCUUCAGCAGCAACAGCAGCAGCAACAGCAGCUGCAACAGUCACAGACCAGUAUGACUACUUGUACAGUACAGUCACAAGCCACACACCCGACAUCAUCCACUACGUCUUAUUCCACACUCCCUCUACAGCAACUGUUAUAUGGCCGCCCCCAGCGUCAUGAGAAAACAGACACCCAACACAUGAGAAUCUUGCCAUGUCCAUCCACGUCAAAUAUUUCUGACCAACAAACAAGAUUACAGGUACCCUCUAACACUGCCACAGACACUAAUUCCAUGGUGACGGUGACAUCUAAUCCUUCCAUGAUAAGCAUUUCUCCUAUAAAUACGGGUAUGUCAGCGCCUACAAAUAUCUACAUGACCCCCGUGCAGAGACAGUUACACGAGCAGUUACAGAGGAAGGCGGGGCAGGUUCAGGAUGCUAUUUUAAGACAACAAGAAGAACUGCGAAAAAUUCACCAACAACUUCUAUUUGCUCAAGGGAAUAUCCCAGUGCUCAAUUCUAAUUCAGACAACAUGGCUGGAUUAAUGGGUGGAGAACAUUCGAGGGUGGAACAGUCAGCACCAACAUUACCAGCAAUACAGCAUCAACAGCAACAACAGUCACUGGUUCCUCAGUCCCAGCAGGCAGAACAACAUUCCCCAGGUGUUCCCAUGGUAGGAAUGCCUAACAUGAUGGUGAAUCAGUCACAAGUUCUGCCAUUCCCUAUGCUUCCACAAGAUGCAGAAAUUUAUCUAUCUCUUACAGACACUGCAGAGUCACCACAGUCUAAAUAUAGUCAGCAAUAAAUUGUACGGUUCCCUAGAAAAGAAAAAUACAACUCUAAAAAUGUUACUGACAACUUUAGUACCUGUUCAGUUAGCUGAUAGAAAAGAAGUGUACCAACCUAAACAUUGGUACUUAAGUACUGAGUGGAGGCUAUAGCUGUGCUGAGGUACUAUAAAAGGUGAUGAUUUAACCCAGGUUGUAUUCAGUGGACGUUGUGGGUGUGUAGAAGGACCCCUUACAAGAAAUGUCUCAGUUCUAUUUAUAGUGCAUAUCUAUAUCACUAAAAAUCAUUGGUGCUGUAAAUAUAAUAAAUAAUGUUGAUGAUUUCAAUUAUUGUGGCAGGUAAUACUGCAUGCAUAAACUCUGUGGCUCGUGCAUCAAAACAUUGUAAAUUUGGUUUCCGGAGGAUAAUCUUUUAAAGGUGUUUCAUGGAGUUAAUUAAUCAUACGUAAAGUGAAUGUCAAGGUUUUAUAGAAACUUCAGAAAGGUGUAUUUGCACAAUUCUCUUACAUGAAGCAAGGCUUUGUGUGGAUGAGCAUAUUUUAAAAGUUCAGAGAUUUCUGCCGAUAGUUGAGUUCAGAAAAAGUUUUUGUGAAAAUGCAGUUGUUAAUAUUUUAAAUACAUCUAUAUGAGACAGGGAUAGGGUCAUUGAAGUUGAAGAAAUAGAAGAUUUUCUAGGAACUUGAGCUGCUGUGAGAGACAUGUGCAAUAAACACACAAUACUAACGUGCUCAGGUGAAACUGUACUGAAUUGGUGCCGAGUUAUAUAUUUCAUUUGUGUGACUGUAAAAGUUCUGUCUACUUGUUAAAGGUCGUGUACGGGUUUACUCCUUGUAGAAUCUAAAAGCUGUUGAUAUUUUGCCUUUAAAUGAUAAUUAUUUUCAAGAUUUUAAGGAUUCUGGGGCAAAUAUGUGAACUUUUGCAGGCCUGUGAUUUUUCAGGACUGGUCCCGAUUUCAGAAUUGACUGCCAGAAUUUCUCCGUAUAACACAAUGGAAAGAGGAGAUUUCAAGCUUGAAGUGUGAGCUUGUUGAUUUUCAGGCUUUUGAUUUUUGACUGAAUCCCAUGCCUGCUUUUGUAAUGUUUGUUAUUUGAGUUUUGUAGUACAUGUAACUCUAUCAUAUUAUACCCCCAGGUACAAAGUAUAUUGUAGCUGUAUUGGAGUCAGGCAUGUCAGCUCAUCCAUCAUUCCUCCCAUUAUUUGUGUCUGCUUCAUAUCUUCAAAACCCUAGGCAAGAUUUUCAACUAGCAUCAGUUAUUUACAUAAUCAAAACAUUGUGCAGAGUGCACAGUCCAGGUCAUUACGUCAAAGGUUAAGGUCACUAAGGUCAAAGAGAUUAACUUUUUGUCUGCGCCAUAUCAUCAAAACUGCUACGAAGAGUCUCAGUUUUUGAACGUCGUCAAGACGAUAUGCAGAGCAGAUAACCUGGGUCGCUAAAUUCAGUAUGAAGGUCACACUUAAGAGGUCACAGUACAAAUAACUCUAAUUUAUCUCUGCUCCGUAUCUUCUAAACCCCUGGAAUUAUUUCAUAAAAUAUCAGUUGUAAACUUCAAUCAUGCAGAUGACAUGCUAAGUUCACAACCCUGUGCCUCUAGGUCCAAGGUCAAGGUCACCCUUGAAGGUUAAAGGUCAUGAUUGAAACAUUCUAAUUUUCCUGCAUCAAAGUGGCUUCUGAAGGUUACCAGUCACCUUUAGUCAUAGCUAAAGUUAUAUGUGCCUUUGGUUGUUAAUGUGAAAAUUGUCUUAAAAUGCCUUUUUAAAAAAAUGGAAAAACCAAAAAAGUAUAUAUAUAGUACAGUCAUUUGCUCAUGAUUACAAUUUACAGUGUUUCUCAUGUGUACACAAUUCCUUUUACCGAACAUCUUUCAUGUAAUGUUAGUAAUAUCUGGUAGCUGGAAAAAUUAUCCUGGAAAGUUAAUCUCAUUUAGUAUUAUUUAUUUGCUGUGUGGCUGAAUGGUUAUCUUUGUUGCCAAAUAUUGUUACAGGGUUAUUCAGAUUGGUAAGUGUAUUAAUGAAUAUUUUCACUGCUUCUGUACUGUAAAAGCACAUAUUUUCGCUGGGUCAAAAUUUCACGAAUUUGAAAUUUUUAGUAUGUUCGUGAAAUUGUAAAAAUGGUAUCAUACUUGAAUUUGAAUUUAAUAUACUAAUAGUGAAUAUUUACAUGAGGAUUAAUUGUCAUGAGAUGUAGGGCCUCACGUAUAUAGCGAAAAUUAAACCCUAGCGAAAAUGGGCUUUUACAGUAUUUGCAACCAGAAACUUACAUCAUAAAUACAUUCCCAAUCUUUAAUGAACUCACAUGGCUAUGACAUCAAAUAAAGGUGAAAAAUUACAGAUGUUACAAUACCCAAGCGGCUACAACAAGUUACCUAAUGCCACAUUGUCAUAAGAGAUACAUGCAUUUUACCGCAUGUUGCCCAUGGAAAUUGUGCAGUGUUAGAAUAUUAGCUACACCAACAGCACGUGUUAGUUGGCACUUGUUUGUUACAGAGAUCUAUAACAUCAGAAAGUAUGUUUACAUAUUGGAGAGGGAUUUCAUCCAUUGCUUUGACUGUACUCUUUUUCCACAGCCUUCUGUAUAGAACUUCUCUGAUUUUUUAUUUGAGCCGUGCCAUGGGAAAACCAACAUAGUGGGUGUGCGACCAGCAUGGAUCCAGACCAGCCUGCGCAUCCGCGCAGUCUGGUCAGGAUCCAUGCUGUUCGCUAACAGUUUCUCCAAUUCCAAUAGGCUUUAAAAGCGAACAGCAUGGAGCCUGACCAGACUGCGCGGAUGCGCAGGCUGGUCUGGAUCCAUGCUGGUCGCACACCCACUAUGUUGGUUUUCCCAUGGCACGGCUCAUUUGUCUUGGAAAAUAAUCUAUUCUAAAUUUGUAUGGAAUCUAUGUUUAAGUUAUUGGCAACUACCUUUUCUAUUGGUGUGAAGAAUAAAGAAUUAGACUCUAUUCAUUUAUUGAAAUACAUGUUUUACAUAUUUGUUGUAAUAGACUGUUGAAAUCAAAAGUAUAUUUAUUUUGUAUAGUGUCUGUUACACUCCAAGUUUUUAUGGUAAGUGUACUUGGUAUAUGACAAUUGAUUCUGUAGAUAAAAAAAUUAUUUUUCCUGCCUUAUACUAUGCUGUUUUUUGUUAAAGGUAAAAGAAAUACUUAUUGUACAAGAAAUCGUGUUAAAUAUUGUACAUACAGAUUGUCAAAACUGUUAAUGUUUGUGUCUGUGUUUGUCAAAAGUGUUAAUUAUUUGAAACCUCGAUUGUCAAAACAGUUUUUUGACUUUACUGUUUUUCAGUAUUUAGUAGCUUUACUUUGUAUACUGUCUUGUUAUUUUUAGCUCGACUGUUCAAAGAAUAAGGGAGCUAUCCUACUCGCCCCGGUGUUGGCGUUAGCGUGAGCGUCAUACAAAUGUUAAAGUUUGCGUACCACCCCAAAUAUUUUCAAAGUCCAUUGAGAUAUUGCUUUCAAAUUUUGCAUACUUGUUUACCAUCAUGACCCCAGUCUGUAAAAAGGAGGAGGCAAAUCUGUCAAGCAUUUUGACUGAAUUAUGGUCCCUUUUCCACUUAGAAUAUGCUUAUUGUAAUGUUAAAAGUUUUACUCAUUGCUUAUAUUAUACUAUCAAGCACUGAGAAUAGUCGAGCGUGCUGUCCACUGACAGCUCUUGUUAUUUAUAGAAUCUUUGUUUCAAGGCUUUGUAUACAAUCAAUGGUAUCUAGUCAGAAUUCUGUGGUUUACUUUAGGAUCUUAUAUUUUCGUGGACGUGAAAGUUCUUGGUUAUAUCAGCUGUAUUUUUGGGAUUUGAAUUUUCAAAUUUUUUGAAGACGCAGUGUAGAAUUUAACAUCUUUGUUGAUAUUACAUUUUGAGAUUUGAUGCACCCACGAAAUCCACAUAAUAAAGUCCCCAGUGAAUAUUGAUGAUUUUACAGUAACAGACUUUGAUAUUAACCCUUACCCUGCUAAAUUUCAUUAAUGAAAUUGUCCAUCUAUCAAUUUGGACAGUUCCAUUAACUGUUAAAAGGGGUGCAUACCAAAAAGAUGCUGACUGAAUGGUGAACAGUGCAGAUCAUGAUCAGAUUGCAUGGACACAAAGCCAGAAUCAGUUGUGUCCAGUAUGAUAAGGGUUAAAUGCCAUCGUAAACUUUAUAUUGAAAAAGAAGCCUGUUAAAUGUUUGGAAAGUUCCAAAUAAGUCAGUUACGGUCAUCUCAGUGUGAAAAUAUUGUAGUGUUCUCCUUUUUAGCUCAUCUGAGCCAAAGGCUCAGGGUGAGAUUUUUUGACUGCUCGAUGUCCAUCGUGCGUCGUGUGUCAACAAUUUCUAAAAAAAUCUUCAUCUUCAAAACCACUGGGCAGAUUUACACCUUCUCAGGAAUGAUUCUUGGUUGGCCUCUUUUCAAUAUUGCUCAAAGAAUUGAAAUCCAUGCAGAACUGGUUGCCAUGGCAACCGAAAGGAAAAUCUUUAAAAAUCUUCUUGUCCAAAAUCGCAAGGCAUAGAGCCUUGAUAUGUGGCAUGUGACAUCAUCGAAUGGUCCUCUAUGAAGAUUGUUCAAAUUGUGCCCCAAAGGUGAAAAGAGGCCUCGCCCUGAGGGUCCCAAGUUUUACAUAGACUUACAUAGGAAAAAACUUUAAAAAUCUUCUUGUCUGAAACCACAAGACCUAGGCCUUUGAUAUUUGGUAUGUUGCAUUGCCUAGUGGUCCUCUACCAAGAUUGUUCAAAUUAUGCUCCAGAGUUGAAAAGAGGCCCCAUCCAGGGGGUCCCAAGUUUUACAUAGACUAAUUUAGGAAAAAAAACUUUAAAAAUCUUCUUGCCUGAAACUGCAAGGCAUAGGCUUUUAAUAUUUGGUAAUAUACAUUGCAUUGCGUAGCAUUCCUCUACCAUAAUUGUUCAAAUUAUGCCCCUGAAGUGAAAAGAGGCCCUGUCCAUAGACUUAAUAAAUAAUAUAUAGGACUUUUUUUUAAAUUUUCUUGUCUGAAAGUUCAAGGCCUUUGAUAUUUGGUAUGUAGCAUUGCCUAGUUGAUCUCUAACAAGAAUCUCUAACAAGAAUGUUCAAAUUAUGCCCCUGAGAUGAAAACACUUGUUAUAUGAGUUAUGUAGGAAAAAAUACUUCAAAAAUUAUCAGAUCAUAUUUCCUAGACUAUUUAAUUAUAAUUACCUGAUGACCCCAAGUGAUUAGGGGUCACCUGACUGACUGUGACCUACAGACCUACUUUUUUUGUUUUUUUAAGAUAGAGCCUUGAAAUUUGGAUGACAUGUACAGUUUUGCACACCGAUCUUAAAACUGACUUUCAGUGACCAUGAGUGUGACCUACUGACCUACUUUCUUUUAUUUUAGCCUCCGUUUAACAUUUGAAACAUGUAGCUCAUAUUACUCAGGUGAGCGAUCCAGGGUCAUCAUGACCCUCUUGUUAGAUUGACUUACUUAUUGUCAGGGUUAGUAAAAAAAAAAAGUAGAAGAAAACAGAAUUAGGUAUGUCAGGAGAUUUACAAUAAUGAUAAAUGUCUUAAAAAAAAAAGCUGUCUUUCAGUCAAAUUAAUUGUUUUCUCUAAUGACUUUCAUCGAGUAAAUUAUUCUUUCGUAAGAAGGCCUAUAAAUCAAGUUAUGUAAUCAGUGGUUUGAGGAGUGUUUAAUUGUAAUUUGCACCUUUGAAAUUGGUAGUCAGUGCAUUUUAGAUUUAUUUUCAGGGAGUUGUAGUCAUAUUAGAACUUUAGUUACCCAUUGUAAUUGCUCAAAAGGCACUUCUGUCAUAGAACUGUCAGAAAUACAUAUCACUUGAAAUAUACUACUUGUGAUAGUCAUUUGUUUCAGGGCUUGAAUUCGUCAACAUUACAAGCUUGGAGAAUACUUAAGAAUACCAAAGAUUCAAGUUGCCAAAACUUUUUUUUAAAUGCAAUAAUUUUGUAUUAUUGAAAAUUUUCUCAGUGUCUGUAGAUGGAGAAGGCACACAGUUUUCAGUGUAACAGAUGUGAAAUGAUUCAGAAUGUCUAUAUAAUUUUCAGUACUGUGUAUAAGUUCAGCUAAAGUUUGCAUAUUUUCGACAAAAGACAGAUCUGCAUUCAUUCUGAAUUUAUAGCAUCAAGCAGUAAUAUUUAAGAAUUAAAUAAAUUAUGAUAUUAUCCAAGAAUUGCUAGAGUGAUUCACAGACAUGCAAGAAGUCCCAUUGUGGUUUAUACCUGUCUAAAUGUACAAAAAGUAGCAUUCAGUCUUGUAUUUAGGCAAUAGAAAAUUAGUUUUUAGAUUCUCAUCCCCGCCCGCCCCUAUCUGAAACCCCCCGCCUCGAAAUUUUUUAUUGAUCAGGUCGGCGUGACGUCACUUCCUAGCAACCGAUAAAUCCGAGAUACAGCAAGGUGAAAGUAUCGCGUAGCAACCCGUAGUGAUUAAACUAGCGGUAGGGGUCGUGAUGUUGUUUUCCAGUAAAGUAGAUCAUAAUACUUUUUUUAUUUCAUAUUUUUUAUUAUCCCCUGUCCAUUUACAAUAUAUUCCUGAAAGAUUUUUCUAGUUUUACUGGAAAUUAUUGAUUUAUUAGCAUGUCAACCGGUCUGGUAGAAGUGACAUCUGUUGUGUAUUGUCAGUUUUUCGUCCAUUCGGCGGUGUUGUUUUUCAAUAAAAUUGAUCACAA